UUUUAUAAGAUUUUAAUUCCAAAAUUUUACGCUAGAAGUGAACGAGAGCCAUCUAUCGACGAGACAACGACGCUGUUGUUCUCAGUUAAAAGCCGUCUCGAACAUGGCAGGUCGUUUUGAAGAUGAUUUCUCUGGAAGGUCUUCGGGUUUCCGUGAUCAAGGAAACCGAGGAAACAGAAGUGGAGGGCAGGGUUAUCGCAGUGGUAACUCAGGCAAGCCCCUCCCUGAGGAGCCCCCAUACACAGCUUACGUUGGAAAUUUACCUGAUGGAACAGUACAGGGAGAUUUAGAAAAUAUGUUUGAAAAUCUCACAGUGAAGAAUGUGAGGAUGGUUCGUGACAGGGAGACUGAUCGUUUCAAAGGUUUCUGUUACGUUGAAUUUGAUUCCCAAAAGGACUUGAUUCAUGCAUUAGACUUGGAUGGUGUUCUUUGUGAGGGUAAAACACUUCGUGUCGACAUCGCCGAGGGUCGUAAGAAUGACAACAGAGGAGGAGGUGGUGAUCGAGGUGGAGGUGGAGGGGACUGGGGCCGAGGUGGAGGCCGAGGAGGUCCAAGAGGUGGCGGAGGACGUGGUGGUUUCGAUGAUGGAGGAGGUGGCGGUGGCAGCUUUGGCGAUGGAGGCCGAGGGCGAUCUGAUCGUGGUGGUGGUGGAUAUGGCGAUCGUGGAGGUGGAGGAGGAGGCUAUAACGAUCGAAGAGGAAACUCUUACGGUGGAGGCGAUCGUGGAGGUGAUCGAGGAGGUCGCUAUGGGGAUUCCGACAGAGGAAGUGAUCGAGGAUCCUAUGGUGGCGGCGGCGGAGGAGGCUACAAUGAUCGCAGAAGCGAUGCUGGAGGCUAUGGAGAUCGCCGUGGUGGAGGAGGAAGCCGAGGUGAUGGAGAUAGCUAUGGCGAUCGACGUGGUGGCGGCGAUCGUGGCGGUGAUCGUGGUGGUGGCGAUCGUGGUUACUCCAAUUUUGGUAGCCGACCCAGAAGAGACUCGGAUCGUAAGCCUCCGGCAGAAGAAUUCCGUGAGCCCAACGCUGAGGAAGCUGCCGCUCGUCCCAGGUUGAAUUUGCUUCCGCGCUCAGUCGGGGCACCUCCGGCCGCACUUGCACCCACAAGCCAGACUGCAAGCAUCUUUGGCGGAGCACGCCCAAGAGAAGAAGUUUUGAAGUCUCGACCCGAUGAUCAGAACUCUUCAUAAAAAGGAAAGCAAGAAAAAAAAGGACGUCAAAAGGAGGAAACAGAACGGAAGAUGAUUCGCACCUACCUAUAAAGACAAGACAACAAAAAAUAAAAGUCCAACAAAAAAAAAGUUUAAAAACGAAAAAAAAAAAAUCUGAAAAAGCGUGAAAAAUAAUUCUCUUGACUAGCUGAAAUGGAAAACAAACAAAAUGGACUUGGCAAGCAAGUAUCUCGUGGCGCGGAAAUCCUUCUUUUUGCUGCUCCAUGCCACCCUUCCACGCAAUUUCGCCGUCGUUUCGUGUACCUUUAGAAAACAAAGAAAAAAGAAGGCCCUAUGUGUUUGUAAUUCUCAAAUGAUGAUCAUGCUAACACGUACGCAAGUCUCUAUUUUGACACUUCGAGCCUACUGUGCUACGAUGUUGAUUUCCCCUCACCAUUAGAAGAAGAUUGAUUGGAAAUUUUUUUUUCCAAUCGUGAACGUUUUUUUUUUCCUCCCGCAAUUUCUGAUUUAUUAUCAAUUUUUUUUUGUGGCUGUAAUUGGUAUCGUCUGGAUCCCUCUAAAAAUAUUCACCCGACUCUCCUUUGUAUGUCUGGUAGAUCGUAAAAGCGCGGCUGAGUUUGAUUGUUCACAAAUACUUUGUGUUUCGCCCGA
Daphnia pulex (common water flea) is the source of this 1816-nucleotide messenger RNA. RefSeq names its product eukaryotic translation initiation factor 4H-like. The record is from RefSeq and is a predicted model, not a curated record. The transcript is spliced from 5 exons. Gene Ontology annotation, molecular function: RNA binding. The coding region runs from base 104 to 1183 and encodes 359 amino acids. NCBI's taxonomy places the organism in Eukaryota, Metazoa, Arthropoda, Branchiopoda, Diplostraca, Daphniidae.